Messenger RNA from Carya illinoinensis, 1676 nucleotides. RefSeq names its product ninja-family protein AFP3-like. The record is from RefSeq and is a predicted model, not a curated record. Bases 330 to 1508 code for a protein of 392 amino acids. Gene Ontology annotation, biological process: signal transduction; negative regulation of DNA-templated transcription. NCBI's taxonomy places the organism in Eukaryota, Viridiplantae, Streptophyta, Magnoliopsida, Fagales, Juglandaceae. Gene Ontology annotation, cellular component: nucleus. The transcript has 2 exons.
CUAACAUACACACAAUUUUUUCCCUGCAAUCCAUUCCCCUUCUUUUUCCGUGACGAUUCUUUCGUCUCAUGGCUGGGUUUGUUCUCCGGGAGAGUUUAUGCCGGGAAAGUUCGAGAAAACUUAGAUUUCUUGCUUUGACGGAAACAAUGUUGGAACCAGUUUUCAAAGGAAAAAAAUGUAGCUGAUAGGUUAUUUUCUGCUUUGUUCUCCUUGUUUUUUUAAUUUUCUAUUUACAAUCAUCUUUCUUUCUCUAUUCUCGUUUUCCGGGUUGUCUGUCUACGAUUCUACUGUGUCAUCAAGUUUGCAAAUUUGGGUCUUCCUAAAUCUCAAUGGCACAAGCUGAGGAUAUUGGAAGCAGAGAACCCCAACAAACUACGAGGCAAAGGAGCAAUAUUCCGAGGGAUCUGUUGCAGGGAUUUAUAUCUGGGAAUCAUUUUCCUCGGAAAUUGGAAGACCCAAGCGAAGAUACGGAGGACAUUGAGCUGACCCUAGGGCUCUCAUUAAACGGUCGGUUUGGGGUAGACCCUUUAAGAGCCAAGCAGCUCAAGAGGUCUUCGUCGAUACCGGACUUUUUGAACCCGGUAAGAUAUAAAGACGCAGCAUGUGUGGUACCUAUGGCUUGCGCUCCGCUCAUAAGGACCUGUUCUUUGCCUACGGAGACAGACGAAGAAUGGAGGAAGAGGAAACAGUUGCAGACACUGAGAAGAAUGGAGGCGAAGCGAAAGCGGUCAGAGAAGCAGAGGACUUCAAAGGCCGCGAGGGAGCGGAGACGGGAUUUUUGUGUUGAGGAGAGCGGGGAGGAGGAUAAGAAGGUAGAUAAUGAUGGUGGGAAUUAUCAGAAAGAACAGUGUGGGAAGGUUGUCGAGGAAUCUUCGUGCUCGGUGGCGUCGCCUUUGGGGGUUUCUGCUGCUAGAGGAGGUUGUGGCGUUGAAUCGAAGGGUGGAAACGGGAAUGGGUUGAAUUCUGGUGGUUUGGAGGAAGAGCCGCCCCAACCACCGCCAUUAACACAGGGGUCAGUUGGUUCCCAAGGGAGUGCAUCUUCUGGGAUUUCGGAAUCUGAAAGCCAACCGACUCAAGUUUCAGGUUAUGUAGUUGGAAUGAACAAAAGCAGAGAAGCAGGAAGUCCUACCAGUGUGCAGUCUUCACUGGACAGUGAGCAGAAACCGGCAGUCUACAUGGGAAGGACAAUCACUGGAAAAUCAAGCAAAUUCUCUGCAGUUCCAAUGAAAAAUCAAUCUAAUAAACCUACAGAUGUAGACAAAGGAGCUAAGGAGAUUGUGAGGAAUGUGUUGGAAGGUAUGCCAAGUGUGUCAACCAAAGGUGACGGCCCCAAUGGGAAAAGGAUAGAAGGAUUUCUUUAUGGAUAUAAGAAGGGUGAGGAAGUGAGAAUAGUUUGUGUUUGUCAUGGCAGCUUUUUAUCUCCUGCCGAGUUUGUCAAGCAUGCCGGUGGUGGUGAUGUGGCACACCCUCUAAAACAUAUAGUAGUAAAUCCUACUUCCUUUUUGUGAUGUAAUAGUCCAUGACGGAAGAAAACCAAAAUUAAUUCUCUCUUUCAUGUUUCAGACUUUAAAUUUCUUGUCUUUCAAGAUGGUUAAUGGUACUGUAUUCAGAUCACGAAGAAGCUGCUUCGAAUGGUAAAUAGGGUCAUCAAGAACAUGACCUCAUUCUCUCUUUUA